Molecule: messenger RNA, 810 nt
Organism: Tetrahymena thermophila SB210
Lineage: Eukaryota; Ciliophora; Oligohymenophorea; Hymenostomatida; Tetrahymenidae
Exons: 1
Source: RefSeq, a predicted model, not a curated record
AUGAAAAAGCCAUUAAAAGAAAUAAAAAGUUAAAAAAAUCAUAAUUUGAAUUACGAAUACAUAUAUAAAACAGGUAAUAACUACUGUGAUAAAAUUAAAAGAACUUAAAUACAGCUAAAGAGAAUAAUAAAAUCACACUAAGGUUAAAUCUUGUGUAGAAAAUUAAAUUAGAAAAUAUAAUAAAUUUUAGGAUGUGAUCAUUUAAGAGGAUUUGUUAAUAUUUAAAAUAUAGAUACAGAUGAUAAUAACUUAAAUGAAGAAUAAGUUUUAUAAAUUAAAUAAGAGCUAAUUAAAAUACAAUAUGGUAAUAGUAAGGAAUUUUACACAGUGUAUAGUUAAAAGUCUCCAUUUUUAUACAUUAGCGUAUAUGAUGAUAAUCAAAAAAUUAUAUCAUCUAUUGAGGAGACAGUUGAUGAAUAUAAAUUUCUUUUAAUGGAAAAGGUGUAAGAAUAGAUAAGUUUAAUACAUAAAUAAGUAAAAAACUAAAUACUUUCAAAGGAUUUAUCUGAAAAACUAUUAAAACUAAAGAUUCAAAUAAAUAAAUAAAAAUAAUAAUAUAAAAAUAAUUUUAUUAUUAAAGAGAAUCUUGAAAGAUUUCCAUUAAAAAAAAGCAAGAAAAAUAAUUAAAAAUUAUAUGAAAAUUUCGAUAAUAAUGGAUAUAAAGAAUAAAACAAUUGGUCUGACGAAGAAGGUUAAGAAGAUGAUUAUUCAUAAAAUGGAUUUUCUGAUGAAUAUUCCCUAGACUAUGAUAAUUGGUCAUAUGGGUCUUGCGUAUGUAAAGAAAUUCCAUAGGAUUUUAGACUUUAUUGA